Molecule: messenger RNA, 1191 nt
Organism: Panicum hallii
Lineage: Eukaryota; Viridiplantae; Streptophyta; Magnoliopsida; Poales; Poaceae
Product: translation initiation factor IF-2-like
Exons: 3
Coding region: 1-1191 (396 amino acids)
Source: RefSeq, a predicted model, not a curated record
AUGGGUCCGGAGCCGGAGGCCUCCACUCCGCCACGACCUGAAGCUGCCCCCCAGGAGGAGGCCGCCAAAGCCGCUGCAGCAAUGGAGACAGCGGUAGCAGCUUCAGACGAUGAGGCCGGGCCCUCACCAGCUGAGCCAGCAGCUGAAGGGGCCGCUGCCAUGGCGGAGGCUGCAGCGCCAGAGGCAGCAAAGGUGGCGGAGAUCACAGCUCCGGAGGCCGCAGAGGUGGCUCCACCGGAGGCAGCGGAAGCGGCGGAGGCGACGGCACCAGGGGUCGCCGAGGUUGCCAGUAGUUCCGCACCUCCGGCGGAGGAGGAGGAGGAGGAGACAGAGUGGGAGAAGCUGGAGGCUGAGCGCCUCCGACUCUCCGACUGGGAGGUCCGCCUAGGCGACCGCAUCAACUCCGUCUCCGCCCGCUACGCCGAGGAGCGCGCCAAGCUCGUGCAGGGGCGCGAGCUUCUACAGGAAGAGCUGGAGCAAGCUCGCAUCCGGGAGGUGGCGGCGCUCCAACGGGAGAAGGAGGCCGCGCGGCGGGAAGCGGAAGCCCUUAAGGGGCUGAUCGCUGUGGAGGAGAGGAUGGAGGUGGUAGCGGACAGGGAGCGGACCGCCGGAGAGCUGGCGACUAAAGUCAGGAGGGCGUCGGCAAUCAUCGAGGCGGAAAAUUUGGCGCCGGCGGUGGCAAAGAGAGAGGAAGGGCUGGCGGCCCGCGAGGCCGAGGAGGAGCGCAAGGCGGCCCUCCGAGAGAGGGAGGCCAAGGUGGAGGAGCUCCUGGCGGAGCGGGGUGCCAGCACCGAUCGGAUUACGAGAUGGGUUGGCGCGGUGAACCCUCUGCUCGAAUCGCUCGGGGCCAACCCCAUCUGGGUGACAGGGGCUCCUUCACCCCUCGGCGCCGCACUCCAGGUCCUGGACACCACUGCCGAGUGGCUUCGGGACGUGGAGGCCAACAUCCAGGACCUCCUGGAGACGGAAGGGCGCGAAGUUGCUCGGGGGGUGGCGGAGUACAUUCUUACCAGCUUCUGGAGCCACGACCCCGCCAUCCAGUUGACACCUGUUCUGGUCGGACCCCUCCGGGCGACGGCGGCCGCCGUGCGGGAAGGAGUCCUGGAAGCGGCGGGCAUGGUCGCAGCUCGCCUCCGGCGCCGCCCCGAACCUGCAGAAGGUGGGAGUGCCUCCGGACCGCCAGGGCAGUAG